AUGUCCUUCUACGUUUGCUAUCCUGCAGCGACUUCCGGGUCAGCGUCAGUGGACGCACAGAAGUUCUGCUUCAAGAGCGGGACAAAGUUGCGCAACAAGGAGUUGGAUGCCUUCUUUGACUCCAGGCAGCAGGAGAACACUCACGAUUCUGCCCGGAAGCUUGGGAUGUCAUUGUCAAUGGAAGGUGAGGCACGGGUAGUGCUGAACAGUGUCAGUGCCAAACGGAUGGACUCCCUCCGCGGCUUGAAAGACGUUGUCAGGGUCACCCUCUCACAGGAAGCUCAGCGUCUUUUCAGUAAGGGUCAACUGAUUCCUGACGGCCCGUACGGCAUCCUCACCGAUGGAACCCUGCAGGUGCAGGAUAGCAGCUGGUCGGAAGUCAGCGUCAAGAAAAAUGCGAGGCUUGAGUUUAACAAGGCAGAAGAGUGGUCCGUCGGGCCUAGUGGGUCAACCAAUGCGGCUGGUGUUGAGACUAGCCUUCCUGCUGUGGCGUUCAACUACUUUGUGGUCACUGUGGGCAGAGUCACAAGCAUGGAGGAGAUGACAGCAGCAGCGCAAGGGUCAGGGCAAGAGGACCAGUACUUGGAUUUGUUCGACUUCUUGCGGAUGAAUACGAAGACGGCGGACCAGCGAAGCAGACGCCACGGUGGCGUCGCCGUCAUAUUGUUCGACAGUGCAGCUCAUGCAGCGUCAGCAACACACUUGUUCAUGAAAGGAUGCAUGCCCGUCGUCAACUUGUUGAACCUCCAGUUCAACAUGCAAGACGCUGCACUGGUUGCUUCAGUGUCAGUGGUUCCUUGCACCAGUUGCAUGCUUCCCUACAGCAUCCUCCACGGCGAACCGUACAGUGUCAACGAGAUCUUGAAGAAGGCCCAGGUUACUGGAAUGACGGGCAGCUUGUCCGUUGUGGGAGAGUCAGACUUCGUCGACCUGCGUCGCCUUCGUGCCGAGUCCGUGCAGAACAGGAAGCGUCAGUACAUUCAAAUGCUGAAGAACGAGAUUGCCGACGAGAGUCAAGGUUUGUCCGGCGAGCCAGGCCCAACGACAGCUGAGAAUGCUUGA
Molecule: messenger RNA, 1062 nt
Organism: Symbiodinium sp. CCMP2592
Lineage: Eukaryota; Dinophyceae; Suessiales; Symbiodiniaceae
Source: the annotation of a GenBank genome assembly